Molecule: messenger RNA, 4932 nt
Organism: Megalobrama amblycephala (Wuchang bream)
Lineage: Eukaryota; Metazoa; Chordata; Actinopteri; Cypriniformes; Xenocyprididae
Gene: shc3
Product: SHC (Src homology 2 domain containing) transforming protein 3
Exons: 15
Coding region: 2023-3909 (628 amino acids)
Biological process (GO): cell surface receptor protein tyrosine kinase signaling pathway; intracellular signal transduction
Cellular component (GO): plasma membrane
Molecular function (GO): receptor tyrosine kinase binding
Source: RefSeq, a predicted model, not a curated record
CGGGGGCGUAGGAAAGGGCCGUUGUCCUGGAAACAGAUCCGCGAUGAGAGUGGUGUGCCGCUAGUUUGUACAAAAAAUAAUUAGAAAAUCCAAAACGUUGCAUUUUUUUCCCUCAGAAACCCGUCAAAGGACAUUCAGAUGGGUUAUGAAAGGAAGAUAAACCCGAUGAACUCUUUUCCACGGACAUGCAUCCUGCCAGGAGAUAUUUUAGAAGCGAAUAGCAUGGUUUGAGGAGUUUAGAAGCGACGCAGCGAGCAGUAUGCAGUGCUGUGGGAUGGGAAUGGUUUCUCCCUUCACCUGUGCUUCAAGUGGUUUGCCCCACUAUUCAGCCAGCCUACCCUGAAUGAGUCAUCCUGCUCUUCCCUGAUUGGCCGGUCGGGAUCCAUCCCGAGGGAUUGCUGUGCAGAAAGCUGCCGAGGCCUGACUUCAUUCACAGAAACGUCGCAUCUCUUCUGCAUCUCCGUGACAACACCGAGCGACGCUUUUUUUUUUUUUUUUUUGCUUGUUUGCUUUUGUCUCAGUGGAGGAGACAAACCCUUGCUCUCUCUCUUUCUCUCUCUCUCUCUCUCUCUCUCUCUCUCUCUGUCUUUUCUUCCUUUUUUUUCAAUUCGCAGGCAGGCAGGAAAGCGAGACGCUGGGAGGGACUGCAGUGCGUUAGCCGCAGCGGUACAGGAAGCUUGUGAAUGACUGCUGCUUCCCUGUCACAAGCUCUACUGGACAUUUUACAUGAAUGGCUCUGUUUUUGCUGCCUUAAUGUCAUGGGCUUCAUCCCGCUGGAUGCUUUUUAAUGGGGCCGGGAGAUCUGACAUCACUAUUUACGGUCGUAUCCCCGCCGAAUCCGGAUGGCGUUUUAGUAAGAUCGAAUCUCGACAUUGUGUAUUUGAGAGGGAUGUUUAAUUAUUCAACAAAGCUCAUUCAAGAGCAAAGCUUGGCUUGUUUUGCCUUCUGUAGGGGGAGAUAUUCCAGUGCUCGUGUGGAUGGAUUUAUCCUGAUGUUUCGUAGUAUGUAAGGAAGAACGAACGUGACGAACAAAGAGAUAAAGCCGUAUUGGUCUCGUGAUUUAAAUUUGAGCGCAUUUUAAACUCGCCAUUAACAAAAGCUAGGUAGAACGCGGUUGUGGGCGAAAGGUGAAUGCAUUCAAAUAUUUUUAACUUUUUUAUUUUUAUUUCACAAUCGUGUGCAAUCUUAUGCUUUCAUUUCAGGAGAGCACCUCGCUUCUGAAUUAAAGUAAAACCACAAUUAUAUGAUUGAAAAAUCAGAGCAACCGCCAUGCACACUGACUCAAGUUUCAUUCUAUGUGGCGUACAUGUGAUCCGACAACAUGCACGGUGCUCUAUUGUGAUUUUUGCAUUGAAUUAUGUCAGACUGUUUUUGCAUCAUUUUGAGUAGUUUGAUUCAGAGAUUCUCAUUCAUUUUGACUCUGAUUUCACUGUUCUCAGUGAUCUCUUUAUAGCAUCUUUUCCAUUCUAUUUAUCUGUUUUCACACGGACUGAAUCAAAACAGGAGACGUUCCUACGGACAGGGCAAAUUUUGCCAAUUGAUUGGUUCUGUCGAGCAGUAAGUGGGAGUUUUUUUUGUAACGGAAAGUGCUCUGCAGUGUAGAGUGAGUCUUUUGUUGAGAAGGGUCUCUCUCUCUCUCUCGUUCUCUCUCUUUCUCUCUCUCUCUCUCUCUCCGAGUGAGUCAUGCAUGUUCAGGGAUCUGCCAGGAUGCGGGGAGAGAGAGAGACAUCUCUUCACUAGAGAUCUGUCUCUCUCUCUGCCAUCUCUGGCCCUCUGUAGAGGAGUGACCUCGCGCUGCUUUUCUCUCUUCGUCCUCUGUCUCCAUGGAUUCCGCGUUUUGUGGUUUAUUUUUGGUCCCCGAGUUGCUGCUGCUGCGUGGCGUCGGAUUUUCCUGACGACCACCCGCUCCCUUUUUCUUCAAACCCUUGAGGACGCUUUCUCGGCUCCAGCAUGCAAAAGAUGUGGACGGUCAGCUGGGAGUUGGAUGUGUCCGUUUGUGUGUAGGCUGGCAUACCGAGGGGAAUGCUUCACCGUGCUAAAUACAACCGAUUCCGGAAUGAGUCAGUGACGUCCGUCGAUGAGCUUCUGCACGGUCUCUCCAUGAACGCCAAGGUCUCGGCCGUCCCGCCGUCGCCGCCUGUGGGCGACCCUCCGUACGCCCCGCCAGCCGACCCCGAACCCUCGGAAGAGUCCGGAACCUUGUGCACCCUCAUCAACAAAGUCUCCAACCUCAAAUUCGCCAACUCCGCCGGACUGCUGGGCAUCAAGGGCCUGCCGUCUGCCGUCAAGGACCUGGCCGUGUCCAAGCUCCAGGGAGGAGCGACAGGAGGCGGCUCCGGCAGCCCGGGCUCAACUGCCCUCCCGGCGUCCGCCGCCGCAGCACCUCACGCCCCGCUGGAGCCCGGCUUCGUGAGCUCGGGGAAGAAGGGCAGGAUGGAAGAGUCUCAGCCUGGCGGAGAGGGCUGGAGCCUGGGCGGGACGGGCGCCGCGGGUUGCGGCGGGCUGGUGAAUAAGCCGUCUCGUGGAUGGCUGCACUCCAGCGAAAAGAUCUCCGGACCUGGAGUGACGUACGUCGUUAAGUAUUUGGGCUGCAUUGAAGUUCUCCGGUCCAUGAGAUCCCUGGAUUUCACCACACGGUCACAAAUCACACGGGAGGCGAUCAGUCUGGUGUGUGAAGCUGUCCCUGGUGCCAAAGGAGCUCUGCGCAAGAGAAAGCCUCCCUCGAAACUUCUCUCCAGUAUUUUGGGCAAGAGUAACCUGCAGUUUGCUGGUAUGAGUAUCAAUCUCAACAUCUCCACCAGCAGUUUAAACCUGAUGACGCCGGACUCCAAACAGAUAAUAGCCAAUCAUCACAUGCAGUCCAUAUCCUUUGCCUCCGGUGGAGAUCCGGACACGACUGAUUACGUCGCUUAUGUAGCGAAAGAUCCUGUUAACCGGAGAGCAUGUCAUAUUCUGGAGUGCUCCGACGGUCUGGCUCAGGAUGUGAUCAGUACGAUCGGUCAGGCGUUCGACCUGCGCUUUCAGCUCUAUUUGCAGUGUCCAUCCAGCAAACCCUCAUCCAUGCACGACAAGGUUAUGAGUACGGACGAGCCCCCGUGGACGGAGGAAGGGGAGGAGUCCGCCGAUCAUCACUACUACAACAGCAUUCCCGGCAAGAUGCCGCCACCUGGAGGCUUCAUUGACGCUAGACUGACCAAUCAGACGCAAGACAGCAGCCAGGGCGCUGGAGUCGACCAGACAUACUACCAGGGCCGACCCAUGUUCAUCCAACAAGGGUCCUGUGACAUAUACAGUCUCCCUGAGGUCAAAGGUCAAGCCCCUAAAGCAGGAGAAGUCCCCACGUAUGUGAACACGCAGCACAUUGACACGCAGGUGUUGGCCGCCCUGCAGGGAGAGUCAGAGACGGCGUCUGAUUCGGGCACGACUGGGCCAGCUAAAGACAGCCCGAGGAAGGACCUCUUUGACAUGAAGCCGUUUGAGGAUGCCAUCAUGACCCAGACUCCAGCUCCGCCCCCUCCAGCCUCAGAACUACAUAAAGCGGCGUCCGUCGAUAACUCCAGUCCGCUGCUGAUGCGAGCGGCCGCCCUGAGAGCUCAGGAGGAACUGGAGGACCAGACAUGGUAUCACGGAGAGAUGAGCCGCCGCCAGGCUGAGAAACUGCUGCUCCACGACGGUGACUUCCUGGUGCGGAAGAGCGCCACAAACCCGGGGUCGUACGUCCUGACGGGGAUGCACAACGGCCUGGCCAAACACCUGCUGCUGGUCGAUCCAGAGGGAACGGUUCGGACGAAAGAUCACAUAUUCGAGAGCAUAAGCCACCUGAUUGGCCAUCACCGUGACAACAACCUGCCGAUCGUCUCGGCGGGAAGCGAACUGUGUUUGAAGCAGCCGGUCGAAAGAAAACAGUGACGACACCCGAAAACGUGUGGGAGGGGUCACGAAAAACAAACACGCUCAGAUGACUUUCCGUCGGUGAACAUGUGACUGCUGUCGAACUGCUUGACUGUGGCGACGGAGGACAGCGUUUUUAGAUAAACGACGGACGAUUUUAGUUUGGACCAUGCGAAAAGAGGAAUCGAACCUGAUUUAAUAGAACUGACACAGUUAUUUUAUUGCGCUGGUUGAGAAUCUAUAUAUUUUUGAAGAAGACGCUGAUGGAUUUCGGACAGCCGUUGAAAACGGAAGAUCUCCAAGAGGGGAUGAGAGGAAAACCAGAUAAAGAAAAAGUAUUUUAGAAUAAAAAAAAGUUUUAGUUUUGUCUAUCAAGCACAACCGGAUUUUAAUGUUCAUUGGUAAGAGAUAGAAGGAAAACUAAUAUUUGAGAAAACGAAAAACAGGAAAAAAACAAAAAAACAAAAUAUGUUUCUAUUGACCUAUUUUAGGAGUUUGUCCUUUACUGCAGCUAGUGUGCGAGAUCAUUUGGUAGCUUCUAUCGAAUCACUGUUGAUUAUGCUUUUCAGAGGGAAGAUGACGUGAAUGUGUUUGCUUUAACAGAAACCACACUCCGACAUGCUGCACGUACACACACCACGACCAAAACGCGCACACACACACACACACACACACACACACACGCGGCUUUAAAGUACCUACAUUUUUGUAUGACGUUGAAACCUGUGGCACUCGCAUGACUUGACUUAAUUGUACUUGUGGUCAUUGUUGGUAGCAUCCAGAGCCCCGGCGGAGGUGCUUUUGUGUAUGCUCACAAUGUAAAAUAUUUAUGCUUUCCCAGUAUUCAUUGAGUUUAGCUCCUUCUUUAAACGUGUCAGAGGUGUGUAGUCGCUCGGUUCGGGGCUUACUUUAUACCUUGGAUGUUUCUAUCAGUUAUGACUUCUAUGGUUUGACUGUGGGCUUCACAAACAGACAAAUUGGUAUUAUAAUUAUUCUUCUGAUGAUUCUUUUCAAUUAAACGGUUCUAAAUGAAUAGCACAA